AAAAAAUCUAUACCAAAAAUCACCUUCUUCAUACUUGAUGAGUGCUUCUAUAGUAUAACUAUAUACAACGUGCGAAAUUGAUCUUCAUUAUAUUCGGUCAUUGCAACAUUCAUUCCGUGUCCUUAGUCUGCGUCCAUGUUAUGUAGUAUUUUCCAGUCACAUCAGAAAGCAUCAAAACAUCAACCUGCGUUGUCCGUCAAAGUUUGAGCAUUAGUUUCGUGCAUCUACUUAUAACUUUUGAAAAUCUGCGGAGGUUUCGAAGAUUUUAGCUGCAGCGUGCGAUCAUUGAUGACAAUUAUAACUCCAUGGAUACGUCGCAGACAAUACUUUAUUUUUCCAUCUGGACGGAUCUAGCCAUCAAACAAAAAUCAAAACCACAUAGUGCAGAGGGUGACAGGUUUUGGAAUGAGAGGUUAUCUUCAGUUUUGAAUAUAGUUGAGGUGAAGUCGAUAACAGCAAAACAACAAGACGGGAUGAAACACCGAUCCCAAAGUCUACUACUGUGAGUGGCUUGUAUGAAUAUUUUAGAUGUUGAAGUUGUUCUGUUGUAUUUCGUAUAUAGCAUGAUAUGAACUAGCGCAUAUAUGUUAGCCAUUUUCAAUUACUAAUAUCAUAAUUUUAUAGUUGUAGUGAUGUUUGAGCGGUUGUAGAAGCCGGUUCAUCUAGGAGACCGAAGAACACUAUUUCUUAGAAACUGUGUACAAAAGAGUAAACUUACCAUUAAGUUUUGAGGAACUUCAUCAUCUGUAGUGGGAUAAAAAGACUUCUUGAGUUGUAGCACUAGUACUAGACGGGACCACUAUCUAGGGCUUCGGUUGCGCCGAAAGUAGAGGCUUUAUUGACUUCUUAGCAUGAAUGGUUGUAACCCUUUCGAGAUACUACCACCAUUGGUGUGAAUUUUUUUUUUGUGAUAACACAAAGACACCGCCAGGAUAUCUUUGUGCAGUGCGGCAUGGGCAUUCUGGGACGACACUGUUUAGUGAAACUUCUCUUUGUAUAGCAAGUAGCUCACUAACAAGGAAACCUACUGUUCUGUGGUCUUUUGCUUAAACAGACGAUGAGUCUUGUUCUUGAACAAAAGUAACUAUUGAGAAUCUACAAGCAGUGAAAGGGGAAAAAAGCGAUCGAGCAGCAUACCACGUAUGCACAUAUGAUUAUAGCAUAGUGAAGGGCCAACGAGCUGCGGCAACAUUAUUGUGAUAAAAGUGUGUGUAUGAAAGAUUCAAAAUGUUUUAGUAUUGCCCUGGAACAUCUACUUAGAUGAAGCAUGAUAGUCCACGGGGCAAGACAUAACUGAAAGCAUGAUACGAAAUCAGUGUAGAAUUACAAAUCUGGUAUUUUCUGAAUGUAACCCAACGCUACUAGCUGCUUCUAUCUAGUGUCAGGUCUAGACCAGUAUUUUUUCUUAAAUAUCAACAAAUAAGCUCGUAACUGGUAAAUAUCACCAGCACUCAAGUAGGAAGAGGAGGUGAGUCUUUCUCUUGCGUUUUCGGGGAAUAGUACUGCGCGUCUCUUGUCUCAGGAUGUCCUUCAGCUAGGUGCCCAGACGCCCUUCGAGAGGGGUUCGCAUCUGUGAAAACAUCCUUUUUGUAGAAAGGGGGCUGACCCUUCUUGACUCAGGCUGGAGGUUUUUUUUUGGUUUGGAGGGACGUGCGUGGUCAGUCUGUGAAGGUCUUUCUUUCAUCUGUCGGUACGGGGCGGCACACCUUGCGACGUGAUUAAUGACGCUACCUAUAGCCAUGUUGUAGGAUUGUGGUGCCGCCUCUAGGAAAUUCUCUCAGACUCUGAUCUUUUUUUUCUUUCGUUAGGUCGUUAGACACCAGUCUAUCGCCUCUUCCUCUGUUAGACGUUAAGAUGUCUUAAGUAAGAGCGACUAGAUGGCAGAUCCGUCUACCUGAUACAAUCGCUAGGUAAGAAGUUUUAAGGCUUGAUGGAGUAUCAUUAGGUCUAAAACAUAAUCCAUCCUGAUAUGAUGGAAAGUGUAGCUUCUACUUAGUGAGGGGCAGCAUUUUUCUUCUACAAAGAGAUGGUCUGCUUCACGUUGUGAAGCCUUUCGACGGUCGUCCGAGAAUUGCCCUCGGGCUUUUUCUUCUGAGAAGCUAGCAGAAAUAGCUUUUUCGUAGACUAAGAAAAGAAAAGGGACAACGAACAUGUUCUUGUCAUAUUUGGUCUCCCAUUCCCACUUACAUAAGGCUUCGGUCUAUUAACUCUCGCAUAUUCUACACGACCAAACAGACAAUAUCUUCUAUUUUGAUAGCAAGAAGAUUAUAGUUUUGAUAAAAAUUGUACGACACUGACUUGUACGAAAAAGAUAUAGUUUGAUUGAAGAAUAUAGUACCAAACGCUGGGACCUCGAGAAUGUCUGAAUAUGGCUACGGGCGGUCCGGUCAGGCCUUCGGGUCGUCAAGGCACAUCCGCGCGCGAGGUACCAUUCUUAUAUUUGAAAAUGGUUGAAUAUGUUUUGCGACGAAAAAAUAAGAAAUUGAUCGAAUCAUAUCACAUCGAUCUUAUAUCUACAACACCAAUUUUCUUACGUCAUACGACAAACAUACAACAAAAAACAACAGAUACACAGCAGCGGAGGAACCAGUUCGGCGGAGGGCGCGGUAACGCAGUGCGCGGGAACAAUAGGUGGAAUGGUGGCGGACGAGGAAGUACUCGGUGGGAGCAUGAGGAAGCGGCCGAGGCCGCGGACUUGGACAGGAACUGGCGUAGUAGCAACAACCGCAUCACCGCGUCUACGAGAUUCGGGCAGCAAUUCAUUCUAGGAGGUGGAGGCGCUCAUAGCUCCUCUCUCGGAGCGGGCUCUAGUUCCGACGGCGGAGGCCAUUCCGAUGGGUCGGGAUCGCACAACAACCGACGUGGUGGCGAUGGACGCGGCGUGGAGUUGCGCGAUCAGUCUUUUGGUUCAACCGGAGGAGGUCCUCUUCAUGGUGAUGAGUACCAACAGGGCUACAACCAACGUGGUGAUCUUCAAGAUUAUGACGAGGACCACGAGCAGCGUGGGACUAUUUCCCGCAAUGAACGGAGCCAAGAACGUCCACGGUUCUUCAAUAAUAUGAAUGUCGGAGGAGCGCCGGGUUCUUUGGCUGGAAAUUCCGCGUCAGCAUCGGGUAGUAGCAUGAUCAACCACUAUGGGGGUGGCAGCUCGUCAACAAGCGGAACGUGGCGCGACCGCAGCGGAUCAGGAUGGGGGAACAACCAUGGAAAUAAUUUUAACACCAGUAGCAACUCGAACUCGACUUACCCUGCCUCGUCUCCAACGAUUGCUGCAGGCGGUAGCCGACGAAAUUCCGUCGAAAUGGAAGACGUGGAGGGGGCAACUCUGGGAUGCGAUUCCCGUCCUACUUCUUCCAGCACGACGGUGUCUACCACGACAUCAUCCACCUUUGCUUCACCGGACAACUCGUUCGACAACCAGCCAAAUUACCACUACAACAAUGCGGGAGCACCGUUUCUUGAUACCGUCACAGCGUCGGUUUCGGGUGGGACAAGUAGCAGUAGCGCCGCAUCAGGAGGAGGGCAACGCACGAACCUUGGCGCUCAACAGCGUUAUAACAACUACGGUAGUCAACAUUUUGUCGCCGGAGAUGGAAGUCAUGGUGCGGCGACUGCGGCUGCUUCCUCUAGUAGUUCUGGUCCGGCUAUGGACCCAACUACAACGCACAGCCGAUGGGCAGCUGCAGAGGAGCGUGGCUCGUCCCUGGAAGACCGGCCACGAGGAGAAAGUUUCGCGACGAGCCGCUUCGGCGCUGCUUCUGCGCCCCAGUCGCAGUUGGUACGCGCCAUGAGCGUCGACGCCGAGGAGUUUCCGAUCCACGACGCUGACGACGAUGACGACAUGGCAGGUAGCGGAUAUGGGUCGGCACUGCUUCCUCCGCGACAUGCCGCUCCGAGCAGUAUUCUCGGAAGCAGCAGCAGUAGCAGCAGAGGCGCCGGGGGGCUUCUUGGCGGGAUUAUGUCGAAUAACAAUUUCGGCGGACUAUCGGCGACAUCUCACAGUGGGCACUUCGGGAACCCGAAUAGUGGAAGCGAUUUUUUCCUCGAUACGAACGGUAGAGAUCAGUUUUCAACGGAUCCUGGGUCAUUUAGCCUGUUCAGCAGCGGCAUUUCAGAGAACAAUCAUCAAGGUAACUCCUGGCAACAGCGCUCACAGCAUGUAACACUAGUGGGACGUGGUGGACCAGUGAUCCCUUCGGCGGGUCCCGCGAGUGCCGCCGCGUCAAGCUUCAACGGGCAAGCGGCGUCAGGGCAGCAGCUGGGCGGUGGACUGUUCACCAGCAGUAAUACAAGCGGCGUUAUGAACCAAGGAGUAGGUGCUCCGCAAGUGCCUCCACGGCAGCCCACGGCACCCCACCGGUCAGCUCCUGCACCAGGCUUCUCAUCGAAUGACAGCAGCAGGAACCAGCCCCCGCAGAAUCCUUUCAUGUCGCAUCGCAGUGUCUUCGACAACGACGGGUUGAGCAGCGCGCCCGCGGGUGGGGAUAUCGUGCUGGAGCCGAAUCCCCGAUGGCAGGCCAUGUUCGGCGGCGGUCCGAGUGGCCAGCACAAUCCCGAGCAACAGCACCAUGACGCCGGGGGACCACCGCACCAGCCGCUGCGGAGUAACUCCCACCACCAAGAUGCCGUUCGCAGAAACAACCCAUUUUUGCAGGAGACAGAACAGUCGAACACUUCCGUCUUCGAAAGCAGCGGUCCUAUGGACCACUUUCACCCGCGACAAGUUGCGAACCCUUUCCACGGAAGUUCUACUUCGAGUAGCAUCAACGGCCCGUCCUGGCGCUCAGGCGCGCGACCAGCCCCGUUUUUCGGCGGCCCGAUCCAGGAUCAGAGCCCACGCUGGAACGACUUCCACAACGGAACGAAUACGCAGAGACGUGCGGGAAACAAGCGGCAUCGGGCCAACAACUACAAUGCGCCGGGCGAAGCAGGUACUGUCCGUCAAUUUACGAUAAAUUUGUUGCUUUCAAUAACAGACUAAGUACAGUCUUGUCAUGUUUUAGGAAUAAUAAUGAUUUUCUAUGAUCCAUUCAGUGCUCCUUUUGUUCAUCAACCUUGCUGGUAUCAUGUGAUGAAAUUUUGCGUUUAAGUAUUCCGAAUUUACCCGCCUCAUGAUGUUUCAAGGAUAUUUGAGUGCUCAAAACCACUGAGAGAACCUUAUUAUACUCUUCCUUCACAUUGUUUUAGAUACAUCGAGUCGGACGCGUUCGGGCACCAUGUCGGAGGAAAGUACUGCUCUUAUAGUUGACCCUGAUACGCGGCUGUCUUGUAUGUCAAACGAGAGUGUUUGAUUGUGAAAACAAAAUCUGCUUCGUAUAUAAAAUAGGAGGUAGUACAACCUCGGAUGCAUUAUAACUUUUAAGUGUUUAUUGGCACGGAGUUGUGGUGAGAACGAGAGACACGAACGGAUAUGCUUCAUCUGCUGUUGGUGCACCGUGAUUUAGCCAUUCGUUGCUUCCAGGUCGCGCUAAUGCAAACAAGUAUGACAUGAGAGUGAAAAAGGUCUUUGGUGCUGCACGUGGUUUGAUGCCUCAAGAUAUUCAAAUUGGAUUUAUUGGCCAUCUGUUACUACAUACGCUCAUGUCUUAUUAGCACGGUAGGUGAAUUGAAUCACUAUUUAUGGACGGUCAGGUGCCGUAUCUUAGAAGAUUUACGUUUUGGAAACAAGUCGGGUGAACUUUAGUAUAAACGUUUAGAUGAUCGUCCAAUUAGCUUUUUUAUAUCUCAAUCUUAGGUCUCCUGGCUGCCUUGGCGAGUAUUGCAGGACCCGCUUUUUCUGACAGGACUGCGUGCGACGAUGCUAUUGAUCCCAUCAGCCAACAGCGAAUCUGGGACUCGGUUUCUGCCGACACCAGCGACGCGAAUAACAACAAUAACAACUUCAAGGUGAAUAGUGCAUCUGCUGGCGGGCACUUGCAAGAGCACGGGGCCGACGAGAACAAGAACUUUUUGAACACUAAUAACAAAGGAGCAGACGUGGACGAUCUUGAUAUUACGUUCAAAGUUACCGCUACAACUAGGACAACACCUGCAGAAAAACAAAAAGGAACUCGUGCCGCGUCGUCAUCGCGCCGUGCAAAUUUGAGCGAGAUUCAAUACCUCUUCAGCUACAAGGAGGCCGAUGACAAUGGGCGGGAGUGGGUGCGUGGUUUCGCGAUCGAGAGCGUGCAACAGCUUCUGCUGCAAGCUCGCAAAGGUAGCGUAUGGCCGACUCACCCGGUGACUGGGCGAUCGAUUCCCGCUGCUGCUGUAGCCCAGGCCGAACGCAUGAUUCAACUGCUCAAAGACGCUGGUCGCAUUGCGCCUGUGGAAGACGAAGACCCGACAACUUGGACGCUCCAGGAAAUACGUAUAAUUUUGAUUACUUACCUGAAGCGGAGUGAAGCACAUUCAACAUGUUCCAUUCGUUUUUCAAAGUCUCUGUCUCUCGUCAUUCUCUAGGUACACAUCAGUUGGAGUCUUUCAAGUAUUCUUACAAUUAUUCAUUGACCAGUUUUGCAUUAAAGUGUUGCUGCUAUUUAUUAGAGUCUUAGUCUUCUUACUACUUCUCAAUCCUACCUCAGUUUCGAGUACCUCUCCUAUGGCGUCGAUGAAGAAAUUGGCUUUCAGCGUGUUCCAGCCGUUCUAUAUCAAGAGCAGCAUCGAGAUCGAUGAAGAAUGCGUCCUGAAGCUGCCACUAAAGGACCUGAAAACCCUCGCAAAGGAGACAAAGGGAAUGUUCCUUCGCAACUUUGACGCCACACAGCGACGCCUCCUCUGCCCAGAAACUCAAGGACAAGCUUUUGGCGACUGCCCCUACUGGGAAAACGACGUGGUACCUCCUUUUUUUUUCAUCUCCCUUCUUUCAUUCUACAACUCCUCAUUGCCUUUCGUCAUUGCGCAGCAUCAUGAAGAAAAAACUAGUCUUCGGGGUAUUUGAUAUAACGAUCGGAAAAAAGGACAACGGAGAAGAUUUUGUUGUACUUCCAAUGUUUAUUCAAAAAGAUGUCAUUUGAGCUCGACACCCAUUACAUCACCAUUUUUUCAGAUUCCGUGGUUAUACUUCAUUCUGAGUAAUAUUCACUACGUCACGGCCUAUCCCAAUGCCGAAUGUCCGGAGCAUCUUCGAAAAAUGUCGAUGUACGUUUUCGUUGCCGCGAUUGCUGUCGUCUCUCCUACGGUACUGCUUGCUUCUUGAUGACACAACAUGAAGCAUAAAUGAUUUAUUUGUCGGACGUGAAUUGUAGUGAAGUAUUUUAGAUGACAUUCAAGAUGUACUACUACGUUGUAAGUAGAGUUUUAUUCUUUUCCACUUUUUAUAUCGCAUUAAGCUUAAAAGAAGUCGAAUUCUUUUCCACCAUUGUGGCGUGAAAAACUACAUUGUCAGGUUCGCGAAAGAUACUCCGACUCGUUUGCUUUGGAUUUCGAGAUGAACGAUAUGGGAAUGCAGGAUGUACGCUAG
Molecule: messenger RNA, 7441 nt
Organism: Amoebophrya sp. A25
Lineage: Eukaryota; Dinophyceae; Syndiniales; Amoebophryaceae
Source: the annotation of a GenBank genome assembly